Molecule: messenger RNA, 2568 nt
Organism: Plasmodium cynomolgi strain B
Lineage: Eukaryota; Apicomplexa; Aconoidasida; Haemosporida; Plasmodiidae
Exons: 7
Coding region: 1-2568 (855 amino acids)
Source: RefSeq, a predicted model, not a curated record
AUGGCGAAGAAAAAAAAACAAAUACAUGUAAACAUAAUUGACCUGCAAAAGUACUAUCAGAAAGAUGAUCUCAUAAUUGAUGCCAAGCUACCUGAACCCAAUAAAGGAGACGAGAGAAGGAAGAAAAUUUUUGAGCAGAAUGAGUUUGUUCAGAAUAUUGAAUGGCGGGUUCUAGAUGCAGAUAGCCAAAAUAACAAGGGAAAUGAACAUCCUAAUCGGAGAGAUGAUAACAGGAAUAGGAAUGCCCCAUUUGAUAGAGGCCAUGGGAGGAAGGGGGAGUUCUCCCCCCACGGGGGUCAGAGGAGCAAGAGUAGGCAGAACGGCCCUGGUGGCGACGAAGACGAUGACGUAGACUUCUCCAACCUUAGAAGCAAGAGAGACGAGGAAGCAAGAGAGACGAAGAUGCAGACUUUACCACUCUGCGUAACAAGCGCGACGACGACGUCGACUUUGCCAACCUGCGUAACAAGCGAGACGACGACGUCGACUUUCACCACCCUUAGAAGCAAGCGAGACGACGACGUCGACUUCGCCAACGUGAGAGCCAAACGGAACGACGACGUCGACUUUGCUAAUCUGAGAAGCAAGCGGGACGACGAUGCCGACUUCGCCAACGUGAGAGCCAAACGGGACGAAGACGUCGACUUCGCUAAUCUUAGAAGUAGGAAAGAUGACGACGCGAAAAGGGAAAAGGCGUCGGCCAGCGAGAAGCCGUACCAUCUUAAACGACUAGAGGAACUGAGGAAACGGAAAAAGCUACAGGAGAAGGCCAAGGACAGCCCGAUGGCCAGCCGCCCCAACGGGGAUAUCCAUUCUGAGCACCAGGAGGAGGAGGAGAAGGAGAAGAAGCCCGAGGAAAGGGCUAAGACAGAGGCGGACGAGGAAAGGGCCAAAAUAGAGGCGGAGGAAAGGACCAAAAAGGAAGCGGAAGAAAAGGCCAAAAAGGAGGCUGAACAAAAGGCCAAAAAGGAAGCGGAAGAAAAGGCCAAAAAAGAAGCGGAAGAAAAGGCCAAAAAGGAGGCUGAACAAAAGGCAAAAAAAGAAGCGGAAGAAAAGGCCAAGAAGGAGAAAGAAGCGAAGGAUGCGCAGGGUAAAGACACCGAAGAGACCGCCCCGGACGCCGCAAAGGACGCGAAGGACGCGGACGCCGCGAAGCAGCCCAGCCCUGCUGACGUCGCCAAACCGGCCGACCAAGCGGGCGAGGGGACGCCAAAGAAGAAGUUCGUGCCGAAGAGAGUCAUAAUGUACCAGCUGGAGCAGAAGGAGAAGGAGGAGAGGAAUCAGAAGCUACUAGAGGAACAGAAAAAGCAGAGGGAGAUGAAGUUGCAGCUCCUUAAGAGCAGAAGCCAGGGGUCGUCAACGUUUAUACCCACGGCGAAGCUGUUGCACAUGGAAGCCCAAAAGGAGGGAAGACAAAAUGAAGCCAAGAAGGAGGUGCUCGGUGGAACAGAAGAAGGCUCCAAGGGAGCAGCCACCCCCAGGAAAGCAGAAUUCCCCAGUAAAGCGGAAUUCCCCAGUAAAGCGGAAUUCCCCAGUAAAGCGGAAUCCCUCAGGAAAGCGGAAUCCCUCUGGAAAGCAGAACCCCCCAGUAAAGCGGAACCCCCCAGCAAAGCAGACACGAUGGUACUUGAGGGCACUCCCCAAAAAGUAGGCACCGUAGGAGGUAGCCCCCCCAAAAUGAGAUCCACCAAUGAACAAAGGAAAAGCGCCAUGCUGAUUAAACGAACCAAUCACAUAGAACAAAAGAAUGUAAAGAGCAUAAUCGAAGAAAUUGCAGAAAAAACAGAAAAUGCAAAAAUUGUAGAAAAAAUGGACAUCGAGGAAGUCACGAAGAAGAGACGAGAAGAGUUGUAUAAAAAGCAACUCGAUAAAAUUACCAAAAGAAAUGAAGAAAAUGAAAAAUAUAAUAAUAUAUACAAGCAUAACUUGGAUAGUAUUAAGCUCUUUUACGUGGAAGUAAAGAAUAAAAUUCAGCAGGAUCACUCCAUCAGUCAAGAAGAAUGCGUAGAUUUAUGUUCCCCCCUCAAGACGGACGAAUGCAACUACCUGGAGAGCCACGUGCCCCUCUUCGUGACGAUAACCGUUUUUAUUUUAAGCCUUCCCCAGAAGUGUGCGGACGAGGUGUACCUGAAGAAGGCGGCCAAUUUGAGGCUUCUGUUUCUUUACCUGAAGCAGAGCAGCAAAAUUGAGAACCACGACGAAUACAUCCUAAACGACGUCGUAAAAAUUUGUGAUGAACUGAAGUACCCGCACCUGUCUGAGGAGACCUCCCUGGUGGAAGCUGCCUUCGACGCGCUUCUCUUCUCCGGCCUUAUCUCCAAGGGGUCAUUUGUGAAGUGGUUUGACGAGGACAACUCCGACUCGGAGCUGAAAAGCAAAGCCAUGCUGCAGCUGAUCUACUGGCACAAAUGGCUCACCGAGGAAGAGCCGCAGGAUGUAGAAGAAGAAGAAGAGGCAGAACUGGAGAUGGAAGAAGCGGAGGAUGCGGAAGCUAAAAAUGAAGACGACAUACAGGAGAACCUCCCAAAGAGUUAUUUGUUCAAAAAGAUAAAAAAGAAAAUAUUCUGA